AUGGCAGCUUAUGCAGCUCUUGUUUCUCUAAUGAAUACUAUUGAUCAGAUCCAAUAUCAUCCUCCCCCUUACGUUUCUCGUACAAAGAAUCAGAUAGAAUCUCUUUCCAAUAAGGUUGCUUUUUUGCUAGAUUUCAUAGAGACUAAUCAUUCUCACCAAGUGUUGGACAGCCAAAUUGCAUCUGCAGCCUAUGCUGCCGAAGAUGUAAUCGAGAUUUACGGAUUCCAACGAAGAACCUCGCCAUUCAUUCGCUUCUUCGAUCUAAAGAAAGUUAUACAAGACAUGGAUUCUGUCACGAAAGAGGUUGUUAGUUUUAAGGAGGAAAGAGGAGCAUUCAAAGAUCAUGAUCAUCAUCAACCGGCCGCCGGCCCCACGUACUCAAUUUCCGCUGCCACGUCAUCAACAACGGCGCUUACUAGUGCGGAAACGAGCGCGGCCGCGGUUUCUUCGGGGCUCGAUGACGAGUUGAUUCAACUUAUGGAAAGGCUCGUGGGACAACGAUCGAGUCUGCAGAUCAUCCCUAUUGUAGGUAUGGGAGGGAUUGGUAAGACUACUCUUGCUAGAAAUGCUUACGAAAGUCGAUUAAUUUUGAAUCACUUUGAUAUUUGUGCUUGGGCGGCAAUAUCUCAAGAGUAUAGUGUGAACGGAAUCUUUUCAAAGCUUCUUUCUUGUCAAAGUAAAUCCACCGGUGAGACGGGCCGAGAAGAUCAAUUAGGAGAGAGAAUGUAUAAGAGUUUAGUAGGCCGGAGAUAUUUGAUUGUACUUGAUGACAUGUGGAGUAUUGAAGCUUGGGACAAAAUAAAAAGAUUCUUUCCCGAUAACAACAAUGGAAGUCGAGUUGUUGUAACUACUAGGCUGUCAAACAUGGCUACUCAUCUUGGCUCGGAUUCGUACCUUUCGAUGAAAUUUCUGGAUAAAGAUACAAGUUGGAAGCUAUUUUGCGAGAAGGCAUUUCCACAAGAAGGUGGUGGUUGCCCUUCUGAAUUGGAGGACAUCGCGAAGAGGAUUGUUGGAAAAUGUAAAGGACUUCCUCUGUUAAUUGUUGUGAUCGGGGCAGUUGUUAGAAAGUCCUCUAAGACACAAGAAUAUUUGGAGAAUUUAUCGCGAAAUAUGAACUCGAUUUUGGAUUCGGAAGAGCAAAGCUUGGAUAUAUUGUCUUUGAGUUAUAGGCACUUACCUGUCCAUUUAAAACCGUGUUUUCUUUACAUGGGAAUUUUUCCGGAAGACCACGUCAUUCGUGUAUCCCGACUAAUCAAACUUUGGGUAGUCGAGGGAUUUAUAAAACCGAACGAGACCCAAACGUUGGAAGAGGUUGCAGAGGGUUACUUAAAGGAUCUCGUUGACAGGAAUCUCAUUAUAGUCGGUACUUUUGGGUCGACCGGAAAAAUCAAAACUUGCCACGUCCACGAUCUUUUAAGAGACUUAUGCCUAAAGACUGCUCACAAAGAGAAGUUUCUUUAUGUGGUGGGCGUUUCCGACAGUUCACAAGGCAUAAAUGACGAGCGUAGAAUUGCAGUUCACAAAGAAACAUCAUCGUACCGCAUGGCGUCAUUAUCACUCGCUCGUUCUCUUAUAAGCUUUGGCCACGAUCAACCAUCAUUAAAAUACUCUCCAUUGUUGAGAGUGUUCAAUGCGGUUCGUGUAGAGUCAAUAGACAAUAUUUUCGAGUCGAUCUACUUGCGUUGCAUUUGUGUAUUCUAUUCAGCGAUGCCGCAACUCUCUCGCAAGCUUCCGUCUUCGGUAUCCCUACUAGGGAAUCUGCAGAUGAUAAUUAUCGAAGAUAUCAUGAGAGUCGACCAGAUAAGAAACAUUGAGAUUGUAACGGAGGUAUUUUGGGAAAUGCGGCAGCUUAGGCAUCUACAGUUCAACUAUAUAGAUCUUCCAAAUCCUCCUCGUUUGAGAGGUGAAGAAGAAAAUGAUCGCGUUGUUUUGAAAAACUUGCAGACACUCGAGAAAGUAAUUGAUUUGUUUUUGAGCGAGGAGGUGUGUAAGAGAAUCCCGAAUGUCAAGAAAUUGAAGAUAAUACUUUUUAAGGAAUGGACUUCCAUGUAUUGCGCAAAAAAUCUCCGCAGACUAAGUAAACUCGAAUCACUAAAAUGCGAGUUUCUUGUAAUUCCGCGUCGGAGUUUAUUGCUCAAGAAUUUAUCGUUUCCGAUUUCGCUCAAGAAGUUGUCUUUACGAGGUUGUUCUCUUCAUUGGGGUGAUUUGACAAUGAUUGGUUCAUUGCCAUAUCUUGAGGGUCUCGUCUUGGGAGUGAAUUCGGUUAGCGGGUCCGAGUGGGACCCGGUUGAGGGGGAAUUUCUUCGUUUGAAAUUUUUGGAGCUUUACUAUGUUACUGAUUUGAAACACUGGAAUGCGGACAGCUGUCAUUUCCCGGUUCUCGAGAAACUUGUGCUUACGGAAAUUAAUAAAUUGGAGGAGAUCCCUUUGGGCAUUGGAGAAAUACCGACGCUUGGAUUUAUCGAGUUGGUUAGAUGCAGCGAAUCUGCGGCUAUUUCGGCGGUGAAAAUACUCGAGGAGCAAGAGAGUCUCGGGAAUGAGGGUCUUUUUGUUCGAAUUAUGGUGAAUUAUAAGAAAGAACUACAACAAUUUGAGAGCUUCACAAGCAAUAAUUUGCAUGUUAGUAGUUUCCGGCUGUGGUAG
Messenger RNA from Erythranthe guttata (spotted monkey flower), 2643 nucleotides. Its product is annotated as putative late blight resistance protein homolog R1B-16. Gene Ontology annotation, molecular function: ADP binding. The record is from RefSeq and is a predicted model, not a curated record. Lineage: Eukaryota; Viridiplantae; Streptophyta; Magnoliopsida; Lamiales; Phrymaceae. Gene Ontology annotation, biological process: defense response to other organism.